Molecule: messenger RNA, 960 nt
Organism: Trichomonas vaginalis G3
Lineage: Eukaryota; Parabasalia; Trichomonadida; Trichomonadidae
Exons: 1
Coding region: 1-960 (319 amino acids)
Source: RefSeq, a predicted model, not a curated record
AUGUACACAAGCAAUCAGAAUGAAGCAAAACAAUACAUUAAGAAAUCACUAGAAAGUUCUGAUGGGAAAUCACUCGGAUUUCGCAAAUUAUUUGAACUUAUUUAUUAUCUUUUACAGAAAUCAUUCAAUACCGAAUGCUUCGCUGUUUUAAACGAGAUUACCACAACAGAUAAAAUAUUUAGCUAUUUAGAUUCAGUUAAAUUUCCUCAAUUUUAUUCAGAAUUUUUCGAUUUUCCACCAUAUGAUCUCCUUUACAUAGUUUCUAUCAUUUUCCAGCAAAGCCAGAAUGUUCAACCAUCAACAUACUUAUACACUCUCUUUAAUUUCUACUUAACUUUCUAUGAAUCAUUAUUAAAAUGCGUAAACUCACAAGAUAUCAUACUCAACGACGAGUUUAACAUCGAAUCAAGGAAGAAAACGUUUGAUAGUGCAUGUUCAACAAUUUUAUCAAAACUUUCCAUAAUUGCAAGCUCUAUUUCAGCAAUCUACCUCGGAAAAACAGAUAAAAUGCUAUUCUCAAAGUUUGUCGAUAACUUGCUUACUACCAAAUCCUACCUUUUCCAUGAUUCUAAUUUUUCAUGCAUAAUUGGAAGGAUGUUACUCAGUUUGAACAAAUACCAUCAAGCUCAUGAGAUAUUUAGCUACAUAAGUGACAUCAAAAUUCUUUCAUCUAAUCAACCUUAUAUAGAUUUCUUUAGAAUGAAUUUCCAGUCAGCAGCAAAUGGAUUUGAACAAUCAAAAAAUCCAAUGAAUAAGAUGAAUCAAGUUGUUGCAUACAUUUAUUCCGGAAAUAUUAAACAAGCUGUUCAAUUAUUUAAUGAAAAGGUGAAAGAGUUCCCAGCUCUUAGACUUUUCAACAGUGUUAGAGACUUAUCCCUAUUUUUGCAUGAUUUAUGUAGCGAAACUGAAGUUAUCAAGGAAAUCCAAAUUUCCAAUUAUCCUCUCCUUGAUGAGAAUUAG